Messenger RNA from Penicillium longicatenatum, 1323 nucleotides. Its product is annotated as TFIIH complex kinase subunit CCL1. The record is from RefSeq and is a predicted model, not a curated record. The transcript has a single exon. Gene Ontology annotation, biological process: regulation of transcription by RNA polymerase II; regulation of cyclin-dependent protein serine/threonine kinase activity. Lineage: Eukaryota; Fungi; Ascomycota; Eurotiomycetes; Eurotiales; Aspergillaceae. Gene Ontology annotation, molecular function: cyclin-dependent protein serine/threonine kinase regulator activity. Gene Ontology annotation, cellular component: nucleus; transcription factor TFIIK complex. The coding region runs from base 1 to 1323 and encodes 440 amino acids.
AUGAUCGAAGACGACAUCUACCGCGCCUCCUCACAGUUUCGACUAUGGUCCUACACUGAGUCAUCCCUCAGUGCUUUACGCGACAAAACAAAUAAAAUAGCAAGUGGCCGAGUACGAGCUGCAUUACAGAGAGCGCGUUCCACCCAACAAUCUGCCACGCCUUCUGCGGCUGGAACACCACAGCCAGGGAGCGAUGGCGAGACAAAGAAAUCAGAGAAAGAGAUAGAGUGUCUGACACCAGAGGAGGAGCUCAUUCUGGUCCGAUACUACUGUGAAAAGACAUUGGAGUUAGGCGAGACCUAUAAGCCACCGCUCCCAACGAUGGUCCGCGUAAGUUAUCUUAUUCCAAGGUUUAUAGCCCAAAUUGCUUCUAACCACUUCAACUAUACAAAGGCAACUGCAAUUCAAUAUCUCCGCCGCUUCUACCUAACCAACUCUCCAAUGACCUAUCACCCGAAAUCAAUCAUGGCCUGCGCGCUCUUCCUCGCGACCAAAACCGACAACUACUAUAUGUCCCUCAGGCAGUUCGCAGACGGAAUCCCAGGCGACACAUCAACAGAAGACGUUAUAUCGCCCGAAUUCCUGCUCAUGCAAGGUCUACGCUUCACAUUCGACGUCCGCCAUCCUUUCCGCGGACUAGAAGGUGGCGUAAUGGAGCUCCAAGCCAUCGCACAAGGACAAGGCGCACCGGGACCUCAUCUUCUGCACCAAACACCACACCAACUCCUGCAAGCAAUUCAAUCUAUUGCGCCUGCCCCUGUCUCAUCCUCAUCAUUAUCAGACCGCAUCGCCCGCGCACACGGCACAACCCGUGAGAUCCUUAAAUCUGCUGCCCAAAUGACAGACGCCUAUUUCCUCUACACGCCUUCUCAGAUUUGGCUAUCGGCCUUCCUUCUCGCCGAUAGACCCUUGGCUGAGUUCUAUCUCGAUACUAAACUCGGUGGACCCCUCACGGAAACUACGAAUGGUAGUGCGGGCCCAUCGGAUCUUCAGAAUCCCCUCUACGAACUCCGGAGUAAGCUUCACAAAGUCUUGACUGACUGUUCUGCUCUCCUUGGGGCGUAUACUACUCUUUCUUCGGACCCGAAUCAAAUGAAGGACUUGAAGCGCAUUGCCAAGAAGCUUUAUCACUGCCAGAAUCCUGAAAAGGUAAGUCUGCGUAAUAAGCGUGAUUCUGCGCAGCCGCAGGCUCUGUCGAGCCAGGUUACCUCUGAGAGUGAAUCGGAACGUCUGGCGAAGAAGCGGAAGUUGGAGGAGAAGGCACGGGGUGGCGCUUCGGAUAUUUUUGGUCCUGAGUUGGUCACGGAGCGGACUAAGCAGUGA